CACUGGAUACAGCUGUGUGUGUAGGUGUGUGUAGGUGUGCGGUAAUGGCGCGUGUAUCUUUGCUCUGUUAUCUUGGUGCACUGGUGUGGAGCUGCGCUGCUGACUUGUGCCUGAACAGCUGCUCUCUGACCAGCAAGAACAUCUCCUAUACCUGUAAGAACAUCAGCACAGGCACAGGAUACACGUUUCGCGUUCCUCAGAGUGUACCAACUGAAUGCCUGAAAAGAUGUGAGCAUGGCUGGUACCAUAAGAACAACACCUUUCUGGCUGACUCAAAAGAACCACACGUGGGUAAUUUACCUGAGCCUAUUGUAGAGGUAACCCUUUGGAGUCUGACUACUUACACCUGUUUGGAUGGACCAUACUGGAAAAUGGACUGUCAAUGCUCAAGAAGUGCCAAUUUUGUGGCUUCCUAUGUAGCUGAUAAAAGUUUUAAGGAUCUGAGUGUGAAGAAUGAUGAGGCGGAGACAUGCUCAUACAAUGCAACAUUCCAUUUUCUCUGGCUCCUAAGCAUUCCUGUGUUCAUGAUGGUGGCUCUUUUAGUGUGGUAUUGCAAAAGAAAAGGUCGUGCAAAGAGACUGUCGUGUAUGAAAAUCCCAGGAGAUCAGCAGGUUCUGAAAUGCUCAAACCAGCCCUUCUGGCACCAUCAACUAUGCCACGAUUAAAGUCACAGAGAUCACAUUUUUCCCCAUUCUGAUGUUUGAUGUAAACAUUAACUGAAGCUCUUGACCUGUAUCUGCAUGAUUUUUUUUUCACUGCACUGCUGCCACAUGAGUGGCUGAUUAGAUAACUGUUAGAUAAUAUGAAUGUGCAGAUUUACAGGAGUUCCUAGUAAAGUGGACAGUGAGUGUACGUUAUAACAGCUUUAAACUAGCCCUAGUAAUGGUAGCUACUGCAGAGUAGUGGUCCAUGAGGAUGUGUUUACAAUGGCGGUGAGGCGAGAGGGUAAGCCCAGGAGAGAGCACUAAGAUUGGCCAAGGCAGCCAGGUUACCAGGCUCCUAUGGUCUAGUUUUUCAAAAAAAAAAAUUUAAUCAAUUGAAUAAUCAAAGUCUAUGACCUGAUAUAACCUGGGAACUUUGAAAUGGAUCCACUGAAACAUAAUGAGCUCUGUGGCAGCAUCUGAGGUGUAAUUUUAGCCAGAAAUAGAGCUCUAAAGUCACUUGAAACGCCUCAAUUCUGCAGCUUAUUUUAACAUGGCUUGUGUCAGUCACUGCCAUCUGGAGCUAUCAGGUUUGUCAGUCACUUUACAAGUGCAGAUGAUUCCUAAUUUAGUAAUGGCACAGGAUCCCCAUGAAAGAACACAGUCACAUGACCAGAGUGUUCUCUAUAUAUUUUAACUCUGUGGCUGAAAUGCUGGAUUUCAUGAGUGCCUCCACUUUUAUUUUUUUUUAUACUUGCUGCAUCUGUUAAUUAAAAUUGGCCUAUUUUUUUUUUAUCUCUAUGCAUCUGGGUAACUUUAAAAAAAAUAAUAAAAUUUUAAACUUUUAAAACCUUUGCAAUUUGUUUUACUAUAUUUUUCAUGUAUUAAGAUUUAUCUCCAGGCUAUUGUCCAGAACUCUGUAUAUGCAUGAAUAAUUUUUUGCAAAGAAAACAGCCAUGUGAUAAGUGGACCAUGUGUUGAAAACAGGGAUGACCCUGAGCUCAAUUUCUAUUGGUGGAAAAGCAAAGCGUCUGAACAGCCUACUUAUCUAAAUUUGAUUUCAUUUUUUUUAAAAUACAUUUCCAAAACUAAAAAAAAAAGUUUAGAAUGUUUUUGCAGAUUGAUGAGAAAAAUAAAAUUAAAUAAAUAAAUAAAAUGCUAUUUUACAUUAAGUUUUAUUGUAAUUUAUGUAUAAAUCAAAAAAAUAGUAUAUUUUAGAGUAAGGCUAUAUUGAAAGAAAAUGAAUUUUAAAUAUAGUGAAGGUUUAUUAAUACUGUUCAAAAGUACUGCAUGCCAUAUUGUAAUUAAAUAAAUGUAUUGUGUUUUAUGUACAGUGUCUCCCAUAGGAUCCCAUGGAGAAAAAUAGGAAUGUUAUAAUAGGAACAGUGUAAUAAAGACACAUGCCAUGCCAUCAGUGUGAUCUUCCAGCUCUAUGUCCAUUCAUGAAGUAAUUUUAAAAAAAAAUGUUCACUGAAUUAGAAAUUUUUACCAAAACUGGUUUACAGCAACCGAACUAACUAGCUAACGUGACGUGUAUCAGUAUGGUUGGAGAAUGGAGAAUUAAUCCUGGUGCCAUCAUUUUUAGUUUUUAAUGUAUAUGUACACACACACUAACAUGUAGCCUUUUGUAACACUAGAGUAACUUCUCAAUAUUCACAGAUUUAUUAAAAAUGCAAGACUGAUCCAGUGUGUGUAAUUUUGAUAAAAUGUGACCACCUUCAUGGAAUAGUUCAACCAAGAAAUACUAAAGUAGCAUGCUAAUGUUGGCCUCUAACUUAAUUAAUAAAUUAAUGUAAAUUUGGCAAAAAUGCUGGACCUAUAAUGUGGCGCCAUGCCCAUUGUCUCAGUGUAUAGACUUUUUUCUGGACAUGUCUGGGCAUG
Molecule: messenger RNA, 2522 nt
Organism: Pangasianodon hypophthalmus (striped catfish)
Lineage: Eukaryota; Metazoa; Chordata; Actinopteri; Siluriformes; Pangasiidae
Exons: 7
Coding region: 45-665 (206 amino acids)
Source: RefSeq, a predicted model, not a curated record